Molecule: messenger RNA, 2322 nt
Organism: Penicillium alfredii
Lineage: Eukaryota; Fungi; Ascomycota; Eurotiomycetes; Eurotiales; Aspergillaceae
Product: M28 family metallopeptidase
Exons: 3
Coding region: 1-2322 (773 amino acids)
Molecular function (GO): carboxypeptidase activity
Source: RefSeq, a predicted model, not a curated record
AUGAAGGAGAAAAGCAUGCCAUACUCAGAGACGACACCUCUCCUUGAGGUCCAUGUCGCUCCCCAGCGAUAUCGGUAUCCUCAUCACCGCCUUCGACAAGCCUGUACUUUCCUUCUCGGUACACUACUUGUGCUGGCCGUGUCCUUGUUCUUGCUCCCCACUGCUAUCCUGCCGAGAGAGCACGGGUCAAUCUGGUCCUAUCUUCCUUGGGCUCACCCACUGCCUCAGUCGUGGCCGCAGAGUUACGGGCUACCAUACGACCAGCUCCAGCAGAUCGUCCUCAACACUCCCUCCGCAGCCAAGGCCCGCGAGUGGAGCUCCUACUAUACGGCAGGACCGCACCUGGCCGGCAAGAAUUUGAGCCAGGCCCUGUGGACGUUGGAGAAGUGGAAGGAGUUUGGCGUCGAGGACACCACUCUCUCCGCGUACGAAAUCUACCUCAACUAUCCUCUCGACCAUCGUCUGGCGCUCUUGAAGAAAUCCGGAGACAAGACCGAGGUCUCUUUCGAGGCCACAUUGGAGGAGGAUGUGCUGGAGGAUGAUCCCACUUCUGGUCUGCCGGACCGCGUUCCCGUCUUCCAUGGCUACUCGGCCAGUGGCAACGUCACCGCCCAGUUUGUGUAUGUCAACUUCGGCACGUACCAAGACUACGAGGAUCUCGUGAAAGCCAAUGUCACCCUCAAGGGCAAGAUUGCCAUUGCCAAGUAUGGCGGCAUCUUCCGCGGGUUGAAGGUUAAGCGGGCACAGGAGCUGGGAAUGGUCGGCGUGAUCAUAUAUACGGACCCCCAGGAAGACGGCGAGAUCACCGAGCAAAACGGCUACAAGGUGUAUCCUGAGGGGCCGGCACGAAACCCGAGUGCUAUCCAGAGAGGUAGCACGCAGUUUUUGAGUUUCCUUCCUGGUGACCCCACAACCCCGGGGUAUCCUUCUAAGCCCGGGUGCGAGCGCCAGGAUCCGAAGAACGCGAUUCCGUCGAUCCCCUCUCUCCCAGUCUCUUACAAGGAGAUCCUGCCUUUCUUGAAGGCCCUGAAUGGCCAUGGCCCCAAGGCCUCGGAGUUCAACGAGUUCUGGCAAGGUGGUGGUCUGGGCUACAAGGGCGUGGAGUACAACAUCGGACCAUCUCCCGAGGAGGUUGUCAUCAAUCUGGACAACUUGCAGGAGUACGUGACGACUCCGCUGUGGAAUGUCAUUGGUGUCAUCAAGGGAUCUAUCCCUGACGAGGUAGUCGUCUUGGGUAAUCAUCGUGAUGCGUGGAUCGCUGGUGGUGCCGGUGACCCUAACAGUGGAUCGGCGGCACUCAACGAGGUUGUCCGUAGCUUUGGCGAGGCUCUCAAGGCAGGAUGGAAGCCUCUGCGCACCAUUGUCUUCGCCAGCUGGGAUGGUGAGGAGUACGGUCUGCUCGGGUCGACCGAGUGGGUGGAAGAGAACCUACCUUGGCUCUCCAAGGCCAACGUCGCGUACUUGAAUGUCGAUGUGGCGACGGCUGGUACUGAAUUCAGUCCUCGGGCCAGUCCCUUGUUGAAUAGUGUGAUCUACGAGGUCACUGAUUUGGUGCAGUCGCCCAACCAAACCGUUCGGGGCCAGACCAUCCGUGACGUUUGGGACGGUCGUGUCGCAACGAUGGGUAGUGGUAGUGAUUUCACUGCUUUCCAGGAUUUUGCUGGUGUUGCGAGUCUCGACUUCGGAUUCAACCGUGGUAAGAAAGAUCCGGUCUACCACUACCACUCGAACUACGACAGCUUUGCGUGGAUGGACAGGUUUGGAGACCCGGGCUGGGAGUACCACACCGCGUGCACCAAGCUCUGGGCUGCGGCAGCUGCACGACUGGUGGAAGCUCCCGUGCUUGCCUUGAAUGCCACUGACUACGCCCUGGGACUCGGCUCAUACUUGAACCGAAUCAAGCCCGCCGCGGAGAAGUUGCCGGGAGGUGUACACUUUGACUUUGGACUUUUGGACGAGACCAUCUCCCGCUUCCACAGUGCUUCCAGGGCUUUUGAUGCGUACACGGCCGACCUGACCUCGCAGCUCGGUGAGGAUGUGCCGUGGUACCACUGGUGGAAGAAGGUCAAGCUGUUUUUCCAGAUCCGACUCGCCAAUGACAAGUACAAGGGCAUUGAGCGCGCGUUCCUGUAUCAGCCGGGAUUAGAUGGCCGUGACUGGUUUAAACAUGUGGUAUUUGCGCCGGGCCUUUGGACCGGCUACUCGGGCGCCACCUACCCCGGACUGGUGGAGAGUCUACAGGCGGGAGAUGUGGAGAAUGCUAAGAAAUGGCGGGGCAUCAUCCAAGAGCGGAUCGAUGCGGCGACCCGGUUGCUGCAGUAA